Molecule: messenger RNA, 1165 nt
Organism: Tauraco erythrolophus (red-crested turaco)
Lineage: Eukaryota; Metazoa; Chordata; Aves; Musophagiformes; Musophagidae
Source: RefSeq, a predicted model, not a curated record
CGUGCAGGCUGCUGUAUUGCUGAAGUCGGUAUCUAGUUCACCCAGUCUUCCAGACUGCUCCAUGCUUUGAGACCAGGAGGACCUUGGUGUUCUGAAAUGAAGAUGGAGGCAGUGGGAAAAGCAGAAGAACUUGUCGAUUCAGAAGUUCCACCAAAGACUUCUGAAAAGCAAGAGACUGCUCCUGAUGAAGACCGACCUGUAGAACUCGAGACGCAAACUGACAAGGACAACGUGCCCACUGCAGCAGACUCUGCGGUGCUCUCCUCCAUGCCUUGCUUACUGAUGGAACUGAGGCGAGACUCCUCGGAGUCUCAGCUAGCAUCUACAGAGAGCGAUAAGCCAACGGGUGGUCGAGUUUCCGAGAGUGACUCUUCUAACCAUUGCAUGCUUUCCCCUUCUUCCAGCGGGCACUUGGCUGACUCAGAUACGUUGUCUUCCACAGAAGAGAAUGAGCCCUGUCAAGCUGAAGCUGCUGCAGAAGGAGACACUUCCGUGGUGUCUGGAGCUGCAGUUGGGAGGAAAUCCCGGCGAUCCAGGUCUGAAAGUGAAACUUCAGCAAUGGCUGCCAAGAAAAACCGGCAGUCUAGCGAUAAGCAGAAUGGUCGAGUUACCAAGGUAAAAGGUCACCGAAGCCAAAAGCACAAAGAACGAAUCCGGCUGCUCAGGCAGAAGCGGGAGGCAGCUGCUCGCAAGAAGUACAACCUGCUGCAGGACAGCAGUACCAGUGAUAGUGACCUGACGUGCGACUCGAGCACGAGUUCGUCAGAUGACGAGGAAGAGGUUUCAGGGAGCAGCAAGACAAUCACUGCAGAGAUACCAGAUGGACCUCCAGUUGUAGCUCAUUAUGAUAUAUCAGACACAAACUCAGACUCAGAAGUGGUAAAUGUGGACAAUCUGUUGGCGGCUGCAGUAGUUCAAGAGCACAAUAAUUCUUUAGGAAAUCAAGACUCAGGAUGUACCUGGAGAACCAGAGGGCUGCUAGAUGAACUGAGUGCUGAUACAGGUCAUUUGGAUCCAGGCUUCCUUGCAAGUGACAAAACCUCUCCUGGUAAUGCCCAGGUCAAUGAAGAAAUUAAUAUCACCUCUUCUGAUAGCGAAGUAGAAAUUGUUGCAGUUCAGGAACAUGCCAGAUACAAGAGAGUUGAAACCCCCAAAGCAGAGGAAG